UAAAGGCAAACAAAAUCAGCUUAUGUUACAUUUCUAGUCUAUUCAUUGUUCGCAUAUACAAAUCUCACAGCCAAAAUGAACAAAUUCAUCGUUUUGUUUGCAUUUGCAGUUGCUAUUGGAACUACCCAUGCCGCAGCCGUAAGCAGCAGCAGCAGUUCUUCUUCAGAAGAAGUUGCUGAAUUAGCACAGUUAUUGUCCAAAAAAUUCAACACCACCAUCAUCCUCGAUAUUGUAAAAAUGGUUGAGAAAGCUGAGGAUAAGUGUCCAAAUAUUGAAGAAAAAAUUGAGGGUGUAGUCGACAAAGUCGAUCAAUGCAUGGACGAAAUUGAACUAGGAUCAGAUACUUUCUGCUCACUUGUCAAGAAUAACCUUGCAAAAUGCUCCAAACCACUCGUCGAUCUCAUCACUAGUUGCUUGCCAGACGAAUCCAAAGAUCUUCCACCAAUGGUACAAAAAAUUAUUACUGCUGUUGUAGAUGAAGCUUGCCAUACCACCGUUGAAGAACUAUUAGAAUUACUCAACCCAUGUAUCAUAGACAAGGAAUUCGUUUCCGUCCCAGCUUGCAGUGAAAUCAAAGAUGUUUUCGUCGCAAACAGAAACAAGCUCCCAUCGAAAUCCCUCGUUUGUUCCAUGUUACCAAAAGUGAAGACCUGCGUUAAAGGCCACGUAGAAGCUUCUUGUAAGAACCCAACUACUAAGAGAGCAACUCUGAAGUUCCACGAAGCAAUCGAUAAUGCUAUUAAAUCAGACUGUGAAGCUUUAAACAAAGUUUAAAUUUGAACAAUUAAAUAAAAAUCGAAAAUAAUUAAUGUUUAUAUGACUAAUACUGUAUUUUUGACAUAUGUACUAGAAUUCUCAUACAAUUUAAAAAUUGUAUGAGAAAAUGUUUGUAUAUUAUGUAAUAAUAAAAAUAUAAAUACAAGUUCUUGUUUUAUA
This is a messenger RNA of Diabrotica balteata, 936 nucleotides long. NCBI's taxonomy places the organism in Eukaryota, Metazoa, Arthropoda, Insecta, Coleoptera, Chrysomelidae. The record is from the annotation of a GenBank genome assembly.